AUGGAACGCGUGUUUUUUCUGAUUGAAGAUGUCGACAAAGAAUUAACUCACAAGCUAUACAUUCGAAACGUGUAUCAAAACGCUUGUACAUGGAUCGAAUGGUCGGUUCAUGGGUUUCCUUGGAUCUUUUUUAGUGUUCUGGCGUUAAUUGUCGCAUACGGAAAGGAAUUUGACGCUGAAAUUCAGCACGGUUUAUUAUUACUUAAUUUGGGUUUAUUUUUUGAUUUGACGCUGAUUGCUUUCUUGAAGUUUGCAUUUCAACGACAAAGGCCGAUGGAAUGCAAAGGGCAGUUUCUCGAAAACUCAGUGGAUAUAUAUUCGUUUCCUUCUGGUCAUACUUCCCGUGCAGCAAUGCUUCUGAAAAUUCUGCACGCGUUCCAUUCAACUACUGCAAUAGUUUUGUUUCCAUUGCCAUUUAUAGUCGGAAUCUCGCGAGUAGCAUUAGGGCGUCAUUAUAUUAGUGACGUGGUUGCGGGAGCUGUUUUCGGGUACCUUGAAGGAGUUAUCAUCUGCUCUAUUCCGAAAAGUAUGACAGAUAAUGCGGCAUUUGCUGCUACCGAGAACGACCUUUUUAGGGAUUCUCCAGUUAGAUAUUUGGGCUACGCCAAUGAAGUUGGGGAAGCAUUUCGUUCAAUGGUUAGACCACUGGCUGUUAAAUUCUCAUACAUUGUGGCUUUUGGUUACGUUACUGCAGAUGCUGUCGACAAGGGCUACAAAACGUAUAAGAAUACUAGUAAAAAUGAUGAAAAGAAGGUGACAAAAGUUGGAAUCAGUGCUGCGGACACACUUAUCUGGCAGACAUUCGCUUCGGUUCUGAUUCCCGGUUUCACCAUCAACCGUUUUUGUCAUUUUUCGAACUUGGCAUUGACGAAGGUUUCUAAACUGCCGGUCGCAACUCGUAAAUGGACAGUUACUCUUUUGGGUCUUGCAACGAUUCCAUUCAUUAUCCACCCAAUUGAUAAUUUCGUCGAGAUCUCGAUGAACAAGAGUAUCCGCAGGGUUUAUAAUGACGCCAAGUGA
Molecule: messenger RNA, 1020 nt
Organism: Caenorhabditis bovis
Lineage: Eukaryota; Metazoa; Nematoda; Chromadorea; Rhabditida; Rhabditidae
Source: the annotation of a GenBank genome assembly